Messenger RNA from Salarias fasciatus (jewelled blenny), 1498 nucleotides. RefSeq lists its product as uncharacterized. The transcript is spliced from 5 exons. The record is from RefSeq and is a predicted model, not a curated record. The coding region runs from base 87 to 1316 and encodes 409 amino acids. Lineage: Eukaryota; Metazoa; Chordata; Actinopteri; Blenniiformes; Blenniidae.
UUAACACGUUGCCUCAGUGUGGAUAUAAAGAGGAGGGAGUCGGACGCAGCAGUCACACAGCCUCCAUCCGUCGCCUCCUGGUCAAGAUGAAGCUGCUCCUCUCUCUCCUGGCGCUCUGCACGCUCUCCGCCACAGCCGGAGCUCUCACGUGCUUGCAGUGCACCAGCUCCAGUAACCCCACCUGCCUGCUGCCUUCCACUGAAACCUGCACGGGGUCUGAAACGGCGUGCAUCAACGCAUUCGUCACAGAUCAAGAUGGAAAUGAGAGGAUCUUCAGGAGGUGUGCUGGACCCGGACUGUGCCCAGAUCUUGGCCAGACUUUAGUUGAAGCCAGUGUGGGUGCGGUGGCCGUCGCUGCAUUUCGGGAAUGCUGUGAUUCAGAUAACUGCAAUGGAGGCAAUCUUACCUUCCCCGAUCCUCCGCAACCAAAUGGAAAAACGUGUCCUGGUACGACUCCUCCUGAUGCCACCUUCACUGAUGUGGUGCAGUGUCGAGGAAAUCAGGACACCUGCUUUCUGGGACAAGCUAUACGGAAUGGAGCCCUCGUGACUAUUGGUGGAUGUGGAAGCUCCGACGUGUGCGACAGUGCAAACGAACUCGAACAGGUGCCGUUUAUCGAGGGAGCUGUCCGUGUCGAUGUGGUGUGUACCGCAAUAACAACUACAACUACAACUACAACUACAACUACUCCUCCGACUACAACUUCAACUACUCCUCCAACAACUGAGCCACCCACUUUUGGGAUGCCUCCACCCACCGAUGUGCCGCCUGCAACCGACAUGCCAAAAGACCCCAAGGCGUUCUUGGCCAAAUUCAAAUUUCUGGUGGUUAAACUGAAGCUUCUGUCGGCUGCAAUCAAGCUGCAGCUGGCCCAGCUGCUCCAGCAACACCAGCUGGUGCUCUUCCAACUGCAUCUGCAGCUGCUGGACUACCAGCAGCAACUGCUGAGCCAACAGGAAGGGCUGCCCAUCGACCACUACCACCAACUGCCUCUGUACUACCAGCAAUGCCUGCUGGUCAGCCACCACCAGCUGCUGCUCCAUCAGCUCCACCUGUCUCUCAGCGGGCAGCAACACCUCCUGCAGCUCCUCUACUACCAGCAAGUGUAUGUCCACCAGCUACAACAGCUGCUGCACUAUCACCACGGCCACAUACUGCCCCACUACUACGGUUACCUGAUGCACUACUAUUACAAUCAAGCCCCCCAACCAGUUUCCGCCACCACCCCCGAGGAACCCACCACCGAGGCACCCACCCCCGGGAAACCCACCCCCGAGGAACCCACCACCACCACACCUGUGGUGGGGGAAGGGUAGACAUCUUCCAAAUGUUAGAGAACCGUAAUCACAAUGUUUUCAAUCAUCAGCCUUCUUUCAGUGUCUUUGAGUCAAAUUUAACUCCAGAGGGAAACUAAUCAACUUCACUCAAUCCCUUCAUCUACCUGCUGCUGUCUUUUAUUCCACUCAUCAAUAAAUCUACAUCUGCAAAUUAAACUGCU